This is a messenger RNA of Trichoderma harzianum CBS 226.95, 843 nucleotides long. RefSeq lists its product as hypothetical. Bases 1 to 843 code for a protein of 280 amino acids. Lineage: Eukaryota; Fungi; Ascomycota; Sordariomycetes; Hypocreales; Hypocreaceae. The transcript has 3 exons. The record is from RefSeq and is a predicted model, not a curated record. Gene Ontology annotation, molecular function: hydrolase activity.
AUGUCAUGCCCGGAUUGUUACCGCGGCUCUGUCCACGAAGGCGAGCCGCGGGGCACCGUCACUCGCGCCUACGGUCUCGAGACCUACGUCGUCGAACCAGCUGAUGGGACGCCCCUGAAAGGCAUUGCCGUCAUAAUUCCAGAUGCUUUUGGAUGGGCCUUUGUCAACACAAGGCUUCUUGCGGAUAAGUAUGCCGACCAGGGCGGGUUCAAGGUGUAUGCUCCUGAUUUCAUGAACGGACGACCUGCACCGUUGUACAUGAUUGACGACAUGAAGAUUAUAUCAUCGAAGGAAGCUGGAAUCUUCUCCAAAAUCUAUCACUUCUUCCAUGCUAUGGGCGGCAUGCUGCCCUUCAUCACCUACAAUUGGCCCACCAGGGCAUGGCCAAGAGUCAAAGGCUUCUUCGAGCAGCUCCGCAAGGAAGAAGGCGCUUCACUACCAGUUGGCGCCGCGGGCUUCUGCUGGGGAGGCAAGCAAGUCAUUCUGCUGGGUCGCGGAGACACAAUCGACGGACGACCGCUGAUUGACGCUGGAUUCACCGGACACCCAAGUAUGUUAAGUCUCAACAGCGACAUUGAGAACCUGAAACUGCCAGUGUCGUUUGCAAUGGCCGAGCACGAUGACUACCUCUCUGUGGAAAAGGCAGAGGCUAUCAGGGCCAUUGUUGAGGCGAAGCCCGAACCGGCUCGCGGAGAAUUAACUAUCUAUUUAAAGGCUGGACAUGGGUUUUGUGUUCGAGCGGACCACAAGUUUCCUGACUCUUUGCAGCAGGCAGAUGAUGCGACUGAGCAGUGCAUCAAGUGGUUUACGGCCCAUUUUAGCAAUUUCACACAGCCCUCUUGA